GGCGGCGUCCCUGUCAUGGCGGCCUCCACGCUGCUGUCGGCGUGGGGCCCGCUACGGCCCGGCGUCCCCGGCCUGUGCCGCUGCCGGCAGCCCAGGGGCCUGUGGGCGCACGCAUGGCGGCUUCCGGAGCCCGCAGGGUCCGGGCGGAGCGUGGCCGCGGUCACCGGACCUGGCAUCUCGGGCACUGACCGCUACUGCUUGGAGCUGCUGCGGAAACGAGAUUAUGAAGGCUAUUUAUGCUCCCUGCUACUCCCUGCAGAAUCCAGAAGCUCUGCUUUUGCACUGAGAGCUUUCAAUGUGGAACUGGCUCAGGUUAAGGACUCUGUCUCUGAGAAAACAAUUGGACUGAUGAGAAUGCAGUUUUGGAAAAAAACUGUGGAUGAUAUAUACUGUGACAGUCCACCACAUCAGCCUGUGGCCAUUGAACUAUGGAAGGCUGUCAAAAGACAUAAUCUGACUAAAAGAUGGCUUAUGAAAAUCAUUGAUGAAAGAGAAAAAAAUUUGGAUGACAAAGCAUAUCGUAACAUCCAGGAACUGGAAAAUUAUGCUGAAAACACACAGAGCUCUCUUCUUUAUCUAACACUAGAAAUAUUGGGUAUAAAGGAUCUUCAUGCAGAUCAUGCCGCAAGUCACAUUGGAAAAGCACAAGGCAUUGUAACUUGCUUGAGAGCAACGCCGUAUCAUGGUAGUAGAAGAAGAGUAUUCCUUCCCAUGGAUAUUUGUAUGCUGCAUGGUGUUUCACAAGAGGAUUUUCUGCGGAAGAGCCAAGAUAAAAAUGUGAGAGAUGUGGUAUAUGACAUGGCCAGCCAGGCACACUUGCACCUAAAGCAUGCUAGGUCCUUCCACAAAAGUGUUCCUGUGAAAGCAUUUCCUGCUUUCCUUCAGACGGUUGCUCUGGAGGAUUAUUUAAAGAAAAUUCAACAAGUGGAUUUUGAUAUAUUCCACCCAUCUUUACAGCAGAAGAAUACUUUACUUCCAUUAUCUUUGUAUAUUCAGUCAUGGAGAAAAAGAUAUUAAAAUAAUUUCGUGGCACUGA
Aethalodelphis obliquidens (Pacific white-sided dolphin) is the source of this 1036-nucleotide messenger RNA. It is a transcript of the gene NDUFAF6, whose product is annotated as NADH:ubiquinone oxidoreductase complex assembly factor 6. NCBI's taxonomy places the organism in Eukaryota, Metazoa, Chordata, Mammalia, Artiodactyla, Delphinidae. The transcript is spliced from 9 exons. Gene Ontology annotation, biological process: mitochondrial respiratory chain complex I assembly; biosynthetic process. The record is from RefSeq and is a predicted model, not a curated record. Bases 16 to 1017 code for a protein of 333 amino acids. Gene Ontology annotation, cellular component: mitochondrion.